AGGGUUAUACUUUAGAUCAGAUGUGUACUAUUAUAUCCGUUGAAAUUCUUAAACUUAGGGUGGGAAAACUUGGAAGUGAUACGAUAAAAAGUUUUUACAAUGGGGUUAAUAUAAAAAGCGAAAACUUAGAGAAAAUAG
Funneliformis geosporum is the source of this 138-nucleotide messenger RNA. The record is from the annotation of a GenBank genome assembly. Lineage: Eukaryota; Fungi; Glomeromycota; Glomeromycetes; Glomerales; Glomeraceae.